Molecule: messenger RNA, 4066 nt
Organism: Achroia grisella
Lineage: Eukaryota; Metazoa; Arthropoda; Insecta; Lepidoptera; Pyralidae
Exons: 14
Coding region: 95-4066 (1323 amino acids)
Source: RefSeq, a predicted model, not a curated record
UCAAGUUUCUUUUUGUUGACUGUGAUACAGUGGGAGCACAGUUUCUAAGAAAACAUGUAGCAUAAAUAACUUAUAGUCGUUGUAAUAUAACACAAUGAAUACCAAUAAAAAAGAUAAUAAUGGUUGGAUUCUGUGUCCCUCGAAAAGUUUUCCAGGCAAAUUUUAUUAUUUUAAUGUAACUAAUGGGGACACCGCAUGGAGUUUAAACGAUGCUGAUAAAAAAACUGUCACAAAUGAAAGAAGAGAGUACAGUACAGAAAAUAUGCCAGAUAAUUCCCACAGUUAUCCAGACCCAAAGACUCCAGUAGUAGAUAACCAAAUACCCUCCAAUUCUCAUGUAAAUUACAUAAACUACCAAUAUCCCCCUCAAAAUCCAGAAACCAUAACACAACCAUCCCCUGUGUUUGCCCAAGUUGUAUUCCCCAAGUAUAUUACAGAUGCUGGUCCACAUAUACAAAAUAUUCUAUGGACUCCAAUCCCAAUUUCUACUUCAAUGCUUGCGGCCAAUACACCAAAAAAACAAACAACAGAUAAAAAUACUCAAACAUUUAUAACAGAAAACUUUUCACAACUCCAUGUAGAUGCUUGUGACAUUCCCCUGUGUAAGAGGUUCAAUAACUUUAAACCGCCCCAUAUAAUUUUUAAUUAUAAAAAUAAAAUAAUAAUAGAUAAUAAAAACUUAAGUGAAUUGCCAGUCCAAACAACUAAUUAUAAAUCAGCAUUAGUGUCACAGUUUGAAGUUAAUCCUAAAAGCAGCAGUCAAUCUGAUUUAGAAACAGGGGAUGGUGAAUAUCAAUUGUGUAGGAACAAAGAUACAUCAAAAUCAGAUACGAAAAUGUUAAAUUUAAGACAAAGUGAUAAAGUUGAGAAUGAUAUUGAGAACAAAGAUUUUAAGGUGAAUGGUUUAGAAAAUGCUGAUCUGCGAUUUCUGCUUGUGGCAAAAAAAAAUAAAACUGUUAAUGUGGACAAUUUGCCCAAUAAUGUAGAUGAGGAAAAGUCAAAAGGAAUUGGAAAGAAAAAAGUAAGUUUCGACUUGGGGAGUCGGAAUGAAGUCAUCAAUUUAGAAGAACUUUAUUAUGUUGACUGUGCGGGUGAUGUCGACGAUACUUACAAAGAAGAGCAGAAUACUCUCAAUAUCUUAAGAGAUCUAGCGUCAUCAUCUCUAAGAACGGACAUUUGGUACAUCGUAGUUGACACGGAAAUAUUGUUGGAAGAAUUAGCGUUUAUGGAGAGUUUUGUUAAAUUGGAUUCGAGCUGUCGUCUGCUGGUCCCUCGGAGCGUGAUGGAGGCAGUGUUGUCAGCAAGUCGCAAUCAUGUUAAUGAGAAUGAGCGAAGAAUGAUGCUAGCGCGCCACCUCGUCCGCAGGCUGGACAGGCCGCCCGCAUAUCUCGUCGUUCAGGAUGUAGAAAACACGGAUGCAGCUAGAAACAUGUCUGCAUUAGACCGCAUUGUGUAUUGUUGCCUCAAGACGUCUGAACGAAAUUAUCAUGUGAUAUUAAUAACUAAUGAUGCAAAAUUAUAUAAUAAAGCAAAAUCUGUAUUGAUACAUUGCUAUAAAUUAUAUGAAAUCAAAAGUGGCCUUAAACCGGAAGUGGCGUUUAAAGAUCAAAAAAUUGUAGUUACUGUAAGUAAUAGUAAUGAAAAUCUAUUCCUGCAAAGAGCAGAUCAACUGGACCCCUUUCUAUUGAGCAAGGAAAUCGAUUUCACUGUUGACGUUGCAAGAAACCCGUUAUUUGAAAAGGCUCGAGUGCAAACAAUGGAAAAUAUGGCGGAUACUAAUACUAAUACGUCCCUAAUAAAUGUUGACCAAUUAACAAAUACACAUUUUACAAAUGUAUCCGUACAAAACAAAAAUCUCUCAGUCGAUCAUGAAGGUACCUUGUCCAUUACUGUUGCUAAUGUUGACACGGACUUACAAAAAAUAAUUAGAAAAAAUAUAGAAACUGAUGAACACGAUAAUAAUUUUCCUUACAGUGUGGAUAAAAAGAUCGAAAAUGAACCUCAAGAUAGUAUAAAUUUGUUGAUCCCUCGUAGUGAAAGUAUAGAUAAACAACACAUGCCAGAUCAAUUAAAGUCCAAUAUUCUAAAUCAAAAUAUAUCCAAUAACGAUCAAGACACUAAACAAAUACUUAAUAAUGUACCGCACUUAUUGAAUGGGGAUGUUGAAAUGAAUGAACAAUCUUAUGAAAUAAAAACAAAUAAUUCCGAAUUUCAACAUCCACAUAUGGAUGAAAGGCAAAAUAUGUUACAUAUUAAAACAGAAAAUGAAUAUCAAACCCUGCCAGUAUUAGACGAAAGUCAACUGACUGACACUACAAUUUCUUUAGACGACAAAUUGAAGAGAUUUGAUGUGAUAAAUAAAGUAAUUAAACAUACAAUCAAGUCCAAAAUUGAAGAAUGGUUUUGCUCAUAUUCACAAGUCAUGGAAGAUGCAUUAGCUAUUAUAUUGCAGGAGUCAAAUACACUACCACUAAGGCCCCCAUGGACUGUACAAGAAGCAACUGUUUCUCUCAAAGAAAUAUACAAGAACAGUGAGAUUACAGAGAUUGUGGACAAAUUAUUAAUAUUGUUACAUAAUUCUUGUGAGAAAGGUAAAUUGGAAUCUCAUAAGAAACCCAAUUAUUUCAUGAGAAUUGUAGGAUGUUCUGUGAUAUUGCUACGGAACUUACAGGUGUUCCGACCAGAUUGCGAAGCGCUUAUAGAAGCAGAACAACAGCUUAUAAAUAUGAUUCGAAGCAUUAAAAAUCCAGUACCACUGGUAGACGAGAAAGACCUAGUACGGUAUUCUAUACCCAGCCAUAGUGUGGAUGAUGAGAUUGAAACACCUAGACAUGGCUUUAUCAAAAAACCAUCUCAAGUAAUGGAGUACGUACAGAAGCAUUUCCCGCAGUGGAGGAAAUAUAGUGAAGUAAACAAUAAACCAGUAGAAGAUAAUUGCAAAGUUAAUACUGAUACAAAAAUAGUGCGUACGUUUGGACGGAACUUAAAAAAUUUGACAAUAGACAAAAUGAAAUCUUUAUCACUUAUACAACCAGACGUAGACGAAGUACAUAUAAACGAAAAUGAAUCAAAAGAAACGAGACAAUUGGGUGAUGUAAUAGUAAUCAACAGGGAAACUAGAACUCCACAAAAUAUUGACAAUACAGCUGGUGCUGACUAUAUUAAACUUGAUGAAUCAAAAAUAGUAAGAAAAUUACAUUAUUCAAAUGUAAAUUUAAAAAAUGGUGAUAAUAGAAAUGAUGAUAAUGAUUUAAAUUUUACAAUACACGGUAACACUUUUAAUGCAACUAAAAAUGAUGGACCUACAGUAAUAAGAAAUAUAAGAUUACUAGAUGUCUACGAGGAGAAAUUGAAGAAACAAUCCUUGUUGGAAGCCUCCGAUUUUACAGCUAUGUCGCUGUCUAGCAUAACAGAUGGAAACUUCAGCAAUGAAAAUUUGGAUAUUAAUAUAAAUAGUACUAAUGAUAAUGAAUUUAAUCAUAUUAAUUCAAUAAAUGACACUGAUACUAUUAUUCUGUUAAAUGAAAAUUAUAUUACCAUUGACAGUUCAUCUCCAUUAAGAAAUUCUGAUACAAACAGAGAUGAUAGUGGUACAAAUGAUAGUGGUUUUGAGAGUGAGAGCAUACAAGCUUAUUCAUUAUUGAAAAUAUUUCUAACCGAACUGAGUGGUUCUUUGAAGUCAAUUUAUAAGUUUAUAGAUGACAAUAUAAAUGAAUUUAGAUUUGAUGAUAUCAUAGAAGACGAAAAGAAGCGGCGACUCCACAGCAAGGUCUCCCACACACAUUGUCAGUUGGCUAAUAUCAUUGAAAAAUUGAAAAGCAUCAUUCAAAGAGAAUCUAAGGAGGACAGCGAACUAAAAGAACUACUCAUCAAGGCGGGAACACACGCUUCUACAGACAAACGAAUGACGAGAUAUAAGCAAGUCGUAGUAAAAUGUUUGGAGCAGGCACAAAUGUUGGAGCAUGCCUUAAGGAUGAUGCUUGCGUUGACUGACGACGAUGACUUAUCAAUAAGUACGUCAUCACGGCGCACUACCAGAUACUACAAUUUGUUUGAGUAUGCUUAA